AUCAUGGAAAAACAAAAUAGACAAAUGAAUGCUCCUUACCCAGGAACAAAUUUACCACCUGAAUAUCUCCCUCAAUAUCCUUCAGCAGCACUCCAAGGACCUCCAGGAUAUACUGCCUACCCUGUCCCCCAGGUUGGCUAUCCUGGCCCCCAGGUUGGCUACCCUGGCCCCCAGGCUGGCUAUCCUGGCCCCCAGGCUGGCUAUACUUGCCCCCAGGCUGGCUACUCAAUUCCCCCAGCUGGUUAUUCAGAUGCUUGCCCAGCAGACUUUCCUGUCCAACACCAGCCAGUAUAUAAUCAGCCAGGUGGACAUGCAGGGGUACCGUGGAUGCCAGCACCACCACCUCCAUCAGGCUGUCCCCCUGGAUUGGAAUAUUUAACAGAUCAGAUACUGGUUCAUCAGCAAGUUGAGCUUCUGGAAGUUUUAACAGAUUUUGAAACUAAUAACAAAUAUGAAAUUAAGAACAGCUUUGGACAGAGGAUUUACUUUGCAGCAGAGGACACGGAUUGCUGUACCUGAUAUUGCUGUGGGGCUUCUAGGCCUUUUGCUAUGAGGAUUGUUGAUAAUAUGGGCCAAGAAGUUAUAACUCUGGAGAGACCACUAAGGUGUGGCCACUGUUGUUGCCCUUGCUGCCUUCAGGAGAUAGAAGUCCAUGCCCCUCCCGGUGUACCUGUAGGUUAUGUUACUCAGACCUGGCACCCAUGUCUUCCAAAGUUUACAAUUCAAAAUGAGAGGAGAGAGGAUGUACUAAAAAUUACUGGUCUGUGUGUUGUGUGCAGCUGUUGUGCAGAUGUUGAUUUUGAGAUUAAAUCUCUUGAUGAAGAAACGAUAGUUGGCAAGAUUUCCAAGCAGUGGACUGGUUUUGUUAGAGAGGUGUUUACUGAUGCUGAUAACUUUGGUAUCCAGUUCCCUGUAGACCUUGAUGUGAAAAUGAAAGCUGUAAUGCUUGGUGCCUCUUUCCUCAUUGACUUCAUGUUUUUUGAAAGGAGUGGAAACAAAGAAUAA
Messenger RNA from Hyaena hyaena (striped hyena), 1005 nucleotides. RefSeq names its product phospholipid scramblase 1-like. Gene Ontology annotation, biological process: plasma membrane phospholipid scrambling. Gene Ontology annotation, molecular function: phospholipid scramblase activity. The record is from RefSeq and is a predicted model, not a curated record. NCBI's taxonomy places the organism in Eukaryota, Metazoa, Chordata, Mammalia, Carnivora, Hyaenidae. Gene Ontology annotation, cellular component: plasma membrane.